GUUCGACGUGCGCGACGCGCUCCGCCUCCCUCGGGAGCUGCCCGGGCCCGAGCCGGGGCCGCCGUCGCCGGCGCGCGGCUCGGCGGGCGCGUGCGCGCCGCAGCCGCCCCCGCCGCGCCGCGCCGCGCGCGCCUCGGCAAGGCCAUGGCGCGCCGCUCGCUCGCCGGCGACGACACCGGCCUGCUGCUCCAGCCGCCGCCCGCCUCCAACAGCGACGCCGACGACGACGUGCUCGCCAUCUCCCCUCCUCUCUGCGUUCCCAUCGAUCUCUCCUCCUCCGAUGAACGAACGACGCCUCUGGUCGAUGUCAAGAAGGAAAACGAGGGCCCGACGUAUUCCCCGCCUCGGAAGGCGGAAACCCUCGCUCUCCGGGAGCACAAUAUAGCCAUGAUCGAGGCGGCCGCGGCCCCCGACGCGCCCGAAGCGGUCAAGCGGAGAUACUCCCGGCCGAAGCUGGAGAUAGAGAUGAAAGACGCGGAGCUGGAAGAUCCUUGCCGGACGAACGGCAUCGGCGAACAUGUGAAGCUUCAGAAGCGCAGAAAGGUCUCGAGCGAGCAGACCGAGACGCGCGUCGAGACGGUCACGAAGGAGCCCAAGAGGAAGACGCAGAAGCCGAGGCGGUCGCCCAAAACGCCCGCGGCGGAGAGGAAAUCUCUGAAAAGAAAGUCGGAGAAGUCCGCGGAGGAACCGGAGGCGAAGAAAGCCGUCGUGGAACAAUCCACCGUCGGCGACGACCCGCGACUUAAGAACGUGGCGGCGCUCCCGGAAGAUACUGUCGCCGUGAAACCCAAAACUAAAAGUGCCGUGCUGCUUGAUAAUUUGUUAAGGAAAAAUAGUAUUGAUAGGUUGGACGCGAAAGGAUACGGCUCCGAUAAGGAGAUCAAUCCCGCUGAACUAUUCUUUUCGCCGAGCGAAAAUAUCGCGCAAACAAAAAAGACAUUAAACAUUAAUAAUAAUAUUGUGGAUACGAAUGGUACCGUCAAUGGCGUCAGGUCCACGGGAUCGCCCGCAAUAGAGAAAAAGUCGAGCAAGAAGGGGUGUAAAAUAGAGAAAAUCGAUUCUACAAUAACGCACAAUAUAAAAUCAGUAUUAAAACCCACCGAGAAACAGGAUUACGAGGAGGAAGCUAAAGUGCCAACAAAGUGUGAAACUGAAAAGAAUAGUACCGUGGUCUCUGGCGAAGUUACUGUAACAGAGGCCGUGAAAGACAAAAGUGAGAUCAUUAAAGACAAGAGUGAUGUCAAGGACGAUAGUGUCAGUGUUAGUAAUAAAGUUCCCGAAGUGAAGAAAGUGGCGAAGAAGAAGGCGGACGCCGCUAAAGACGAUAAGGAGGCCGAGAAGGAAGGCGACAAGGAAGAGCCCAAGGAGGUUCCGAAGCCCGUGAAGCGGUGCAAGCUGGUCGACAAGGCCGUGGGAGAAAAGGUGAAAUUGUUCGCAAAGAAGGGCGUGAUCAAGACCGACGAAGCGGCCCUGCUGGUGGAGGACGCGUGCGCGUCGCCGACGCCCGCGCCCCGCGCGCCGCCGCGCUGGAGCAACGGCUGGACGUGGGACGGCGAGGACCACAUCUCUAAAGUCUACCUCAACAACGACAGCCGCCUAGACCGCACGGCGCGCUGCUGGUCGCGCAUGACGCACGCGAGCGGCGACCGCGUGGCGCGCGGCGACUGCGUACUGCUGCGCGCCUCUUCAGCUCGAGCUCAGCCUUUCGUGGCGCGCGUGGCACGCCUGUGGGAGAACCCUGAUGACGGUGAAAUGAUGGUGUCCCUCGUAUGGUACUACCGGCCGGAGCACACGCACGGCGGCCGGCAGCCGGACGACGCGCCGGACGAAGUCUUCGCGUCCCGACACCGCGAUGCCAACUCCGUCGCUUGUAUUGAGGACAAGUGCUACGUGCUCACGUUCAACGAGUACUGUCGGUACAGGAAGCGGCUAAAAGCCAUCGAGGAGGGCGUGACGGUGGCGCCAUCUAUCGUGCCGCCGAUGCCGGCGGCGGACAUCACGCCGGCGGUGGCCACCAACGACUCCAAGCUGCCGCCCACAGUCUCCCCGGAUCUGGUGCUGUUCUGCCGCAAGAUCUACGACUUCCGCUCCAAGAAGAUACAGGUCCCCAACAAGUGACCGCCAAACACCAAAGCUAAUUUAGGACCGAGUAGACCCUAAUACUAGUACAAAACGUUCCCGGUGCAAAUAUGUAGUAGUAUCGCCUUUUCUAUCAUUACGCCGUUCCCCUCAGUUGCUAUGUGAUGUGAUUUGGCGUAACGCUACUUAUGUUCAUUUCGUUUCGUUCAGGAAAUCGAGUGAUGCCUUUUAUAAUGUGUAAGUAGGUUGUAAGCGACGGUUUAAUUGUGUAGUGAUAGCGACGUAUUUUCUUUUAUUUGCUUAGAGUGCGCUGCGUCCUAUUUAUUAUAAUACCCGUAGGAGCUGAGUGUAAAAUUUAAUCUAUUUUCUCGUAGUUGAUUGGAUUACGGCUAACGAUAAGUUUCGAUUAGGCUGGAUGUAAAAGGCAUUUAUAAUUACUUUUAAUUACCUUAUUGUUACAUUGUUGUCAAUGUAGAGUCUAUAUUAAAUUAUUAUUUUUAGUUAAGCAUAUUAUUUUAAAUCAGUGCAAGGCCUGGGGCCCAUUUCUCGAAAGGUACAAGUCUUGUAUUACAAGUGUGUUUCCAUGGAAACCCAUACGAUUUGACAGUUCGCGCACUUGUAAUACAAGGCUUGUACCUUUCGAGAAACGGGCCCCUGGUCCGCCAUCGGCCGAGGAUCUCCCAGUUUUCUGUUUACGUUCCUUCACGUUCAAAUCAUUACCAUUUUACAAAUAAAAUAUAUGUGUGAUAUAGUUUCAAUCAAUUAUAAUUAUCUUUUAUUAUGUGAAAUAAAAUUAUGAUCAAUUUUAAUGUAUGAACAUUUGCAGAUAAAUGAAGCUUGUAGUACCUAACCACAUUUUGUGAGGCAUACAUCGCACACUGGAGAUUAUUUUCAGCGGGUACAGACUCGGGUAUCAUUAUAAAUCUCAACGUCAUGUUGUGUCGUAACUAAGGUCUAUUAUACAUAGAUUGUUUUUCGUAAGUAACUAUGUCCUGAAUAGUUGGAAUUAUUGUUCCCUCGGUGUGCGAAGUAUUGCUACAGCGUGAAUGUAUCUUCACUUAUGUAUACAAUUAUAUCAGGAGUAGUUUUUAACAUAUAAUGUAUUGAGUAGAUAUUUCUAUUAAGUAUAUAUGUGGAGUACUCUGCCUUGGAAGGAAUUGAUUUAUAUACUGCAUUUCGGCUCUCUGUACGAUUAUCUUCGGUUUUCCCAUUUCUUUACGAAGACUGAGCGAGGCGAGUGUCUCACGCCGUCAAUUGAAUCGAAAUUCAAAAAUGUUACAAUUUCGUUUCGCGCAAUUUUUUAUCCAGUAAAAAACAUAAAAAUGAAAAUAACAAAUGGGAACAUUGUAACAUAUUUUAAAUGUAAUUUUAGAGCGUUAGUGUAUCAGUCGCUGUGUGGAAAGAGAUAUAUGUGCGACUGUAAUAGUGAAAUCUCUGUAUCAUUAGAGACAUAAUUUUUAAGUAGCGCAGUACAUAAAGUAAAAAAAAGUAUAUUUAACGUUAUAACUCCCGCGUGGAAGUUCGUCAAAGGGCAUUUAUACGUUUGCAACUUCUGUAGGUACUUACUUCCUUCGCUAUGAGUCUGGCCACUAAAAGUUAUAUCACAAAAAACAGCAUACGGAAAAGUUACACAAUUUUAUGGUGUAACUUUUAUGGGCCAGACUACUAUCCUUGUCGUUUAAGUUGAUGUUAUUUUUUGUAAAUACGCCUUUGUUAUUCCUCGCAAAAUUUAUUAUUCCACCGGCGGAGAAGAAUAUAAUUCAAAAUAAGAUGAUAAUUGUUACAUAACAUCAUCCUCCGCCGGUCUAUUCCAAAGCAUUAGUUCUAUGUCUAUUUUCUUUUUUUCAUUGCUUCAUGCCAAAAAAUUAGCUGCAAACAUAAUUGUUCAGUAAUACGAUACCAAUCUCCUCUACUUAGGUUACAAGAAUGUUAACAGAGGCUGCGAUUUCCCCACUGAACAUUUCUUUUGGCGUACAUUUCCUCAAUGUCUUAGGCAUGGCGGUGAAUAUACAAGAAAAAUCUUGAGUCUGUCUAAUUUACUUAAAUUAGAAAGGCAGAAAUAAAAUGAUAACGCUAUGGAGUAGUAUGUGAUGAGUACUUAGUAUGUUAUGACAGAGAAAGUAGGUUCUUAAAAGAAACCUUCCGCUGGUACGCAUAAGAUUCGAAGUCGUUUAACCGCCAUGUCCUUGUUACCAAAACGACUAUUAGAAAGUAUGCCAUUCUUCUAUAGUGUACGAAUGGAUUGAGCCUAAGCGAGUAGUUUUACUCAACCACGGAGCUAGAAUAUAGCGCGUAAGGUGCCAACUGAGAACAGACAUCUGAUAC
Messenger RNA from Leguminivora glycinivorella, 4404 nucleotides. Its product is annotated as nucleolar protein dao-5-like. Gene Ontology annotation, molecular function: chromatin binding. The coding region runs from base 145 to 2118 and encodes 657 amino acids. The record is from RefSeq and is a predicted model, not a curated record. The transcript is spliced from 6 exons. Lineage: Eukaryota; Metazoa; Arthropoda; Insecta; Lepidoptera; Tortricidae.